AUGAGGUUGGCAACAGUGCGCGAACCUGGAAGCUUAUUUACAAAGCGCAAACAAAUCCGUGAAGCUUUGGACUUUCGCAGGAUGACUCAACUCCUAUUUACUCUUCUCAACACUUUUGUUUGUUCGGCCAUCGCUCAGAACUAUGCAGGCUACCAGUAUAAUCCCGCUCUAACAUCAGGAGCACAGUAUCCACAAUAUCAGUCCUCUCAGGGGCAGUACCAAUACCAAAAUCCACAGCCAUAUCAGGGACAACAAUAUCAGUACGAUCAGCCAAUGCAGCAAGGAUCAAUUCCAGCUCAGAUUCAGCAAUUCCCACAGAAUCAGCAGUACCAACAGCCUCAGCAGUACCAGCAAAAUCAGCAACCUCAGCAGUAUCAACAAAACCAACAGUACCCUCAGAAUGAGCAAAAUCAAAAUCAACAAUACCAGCAGGAUCAAGGCCAAUACAACCAACCAAGCACUACCCCGAAUCCAUACCGUACUUGUAACUGCACCACCCAAUAUGGGGUAAACCAAGCCUACCAAAGCACAACAAUGCCAUCGAAUAUGCAGUAUGAUAGUCAGCAAAAAGACUGUAAUGCACCGCGUGCUCCAGGAAAUUUCUGCGCUGGAGCGCAACAAAGGCAGAUGUUCUACUAUGAUUCAAACCAAAAAGUUUGUCAGCCAUUCAUGUACAAUGGCUGUAAUGGCAAUGGCAAUCGUUUUGAGACCGCUGCCGAAUGUAAACAGAUGUGUAUCGAUAACAAAGGAGCCAACACACUCCAAAGAAACCCUAGCUCUUCCAUGAAUGCAGCGAUGCAAGCUGCCUGCCAAGCUCAGUACGAUGUAGAGCAUUUGACUCCAAGGCAAUGCAGCAAUGGACAAGGAUGUCAGAAUGGAUAUCAAUGCACGAGUGGAUUCUGCUGUCCAACACCAAGCUAUCUAUGCAAUCUGCGCUACGAUUCAGGAAGAUUCGUCAACGAAAACAGUAAGAGCGAUCGUUACUUCUAUACAAGUCAAUAUAAGACUUGCAUGAGAUUCUCCUACUAUGGAUCGCAAGGAAACGAGAACAAUUUCCUGGAUUAUAACUCAUGCAUGCGAACAUGCCAAAAUCAGCAAUGA
Molecule: messenger RNA, 1101 nt
Organism: Cylicocyclus nassatus
Lineage: Eukaryota; Metazoa; Nematoda; Chromadorea; Rhabditida; Strongylidae
Source: the annotation of a GenBank genome assembly